GCCAAACUGGACGCCGCAGUAUCGUCCCGCACUGCCUCUGCCUCAGCCCUGCCCCCCUCAGCCAGCCCUCAAAACCUACUGCCUCAAAGACAGCAUCCGCAACCCCCAACAACUGUCACCCCUGACAACCACGAGGACCACUAUGUAAGCGAAGGACCACCCAACCAAGUCAAUGCGCUCUGUAGAGAUGCAGGAACUAUCACAGAUGUGUGUAACAGCACUGAUCUUCCAGAGGUGGAAAUCAUCAGUUUGCUGGAGGAGCAGCUUCCUCACUAUCAGCUGAGAGCAGACACCAUAUAUGGAUAUGACCACGACGACUGGCUUCACACGCCCCUCAUCUCCCCCGACACUAACCUCGACCUGACUACUGAGCAGAUCGAGGAGACCCUCAAAUACUUCCUUCUGUGUGCUGAAAGGGUGGGCCAGAUGACUAAGACGUACAAUGACAUUGAUGCUGUUACACGUUUGCUUGAAGAGAAAGAGCGGGACUUGGAGUUGGCAGCUCGUAUAGGUCAGUCCCUGCUGAAGAAAAACAAAACCCUGAGUGAGAGAAAUGAGUUUCUGGAGGAACAGGUUGAGCACAUACGAGAGGAGGUUUCUCAGCUGCGCCAUGAGCUCUCUAUGAAGGAUGAACUUCUCCAGUUCUACACCAGUGCUGCUGAGGAGAGUGAAGGAGAGUCUGCAACCUCUACCCCGAUCCGACGGAAUGACUCCUCAGUGUCCGUGCCAAAUUAUUUCCCUCUGGACUCGCUACAGAAAAAGCUCAAGGACCUGGAAGAGGAGAACAUUGUGCUGCGCUCUGAGGCCUGCCACUUGGAGACGGAGACCAUCUCCUAUGAAGAAAAGGAGCAGCAGCUAGUUAACGACUGUGUAAAAGAGCUCCGAGAUGCUAACUUGCAGAUUUCGUCCCUUGCUGAGGAGCUGGCAAAGAAGACCGAAGAUGCCUCCAGGCAGCAGGAGGAGAUCACACACCUGCUCUCUCAGAUCGUGGACCUGCAGAAAAAAGCCAAAUCUUAUGCAGUAGAGAAUGAAGAGCUCACCCAGCACCUGGGAGCUGCUAAAGACGCACAGAGACAGCUCACUACAGAGCUGCAGGAGUUGGAGGAUAAGUAUGCAGAGUGUAUGGAGAUGCUGCAUGAGGCUCAAGAGGAGUUGAAGAACUUCAGGAAUAAGACAGUGCCUCUGAGCACACCACGCCGCUUUCACUCACUGGGCCUCUUCCCCAUGGACUCCUUAGCUGCUGAAAUCGAAGGGACCAUGAGGAAGGAGAUUCAGAUGUCUGACCCAGAAGUUGAAGAGCAGAGAUUACAUCCUAAGCGGGUCUUCCAGACGGUGCGGAACAUUAAUCAGACGGUUCGUCAACGCUCCAUGGGGCCAUCCCCUAUGAACAUCCCGGGGUCCAAUCAGACUUCAUGUGUGAGCUCAAGGCGUUCAAGCUGUCUGAGCACCCCCAGGUCCAGUGUGUAUGGGGGAGAAGGGAGCAUCAUGGACAACCGCACCAACAGCCUGAUGCUGGAGGGCCAGUCUCCACAGGACAGCUCUGAUGACUCAAACAAGAAACCCGGCACUCCUGGCACGCCUGGCUCUCGUGACCUGGAGGCGGCACUGAGGCGGCUUUCUCUCCGCCGAGACAACUACCUGAGUGAGCGGCGUUUCUUUGAGGAGGAAAGAGAGCGCAAGCUGAAUGCUCUGGCUGAGGAGAAGAGCGAGGUGUAUGAAGAGAGGGAGCAGGGCAGUGGCAGUGAUGGAGGAGGCUCUCUGACUCCCGCUGACAGCAUCAUGUCCCUGGGCACGCUGCACUCUGUCUACUCUGUCUACAGCAGCCGCUCCUACCUGCCUGAGAAGCUGCAGAUAGUCAAGCCUCUGGAAGGCUCGGCCACUUUGCAUGCAUGGCAGCAGCUAGCUCAGCCCAACUUGGGUGGUAUUCUGGACGCUCGGCCAGGUGUGGUGACAAAGGGCUUCCGGCCGCUGCAACUGGACCUUGAGGAGGUCUACCAGUUCACAGAUUUGGAGGAAGACGAGCCAUCUGAGCAUCAGCACUCUCAACCCACUCUCUCUACCUCAGGCCUAGGAUCACUGCCCUGCUCGCCCAACAUCAAACUCCACAGCCUGGAGGAGCAGGACAGGGUGAAGCGAGCAGAGGCGGGGGCAGAGCUGGAGCUGCAAAAUGCCACAGAGGAUGAGGAUCGGUCAUCUGUGCAUUUCCCUGGUAAAUGUAUGUCUCACACUAACUCUACCUACACCUUCACUACCUGCCGAAUACUCCACCCCUCAGAUGAGCUGACCAGAGUCACACCCAGUCUGUUAGCAGCAGCUCCCUCGUUGGCCUCCUGCGUGAUGUCCAACAGCAGUCUGCGCUCCACUCCGGUCUCCACACCCUGCACGCCACGCCGCCUCAGCCUGGCUGAAAGCUUCACCAAUCUGCGUGACCACACCAAGACCACCAGCACUUCUCUGGGCCUGGUGCGUCUUCUGCAGGAGCGGGGCAUCUCAGCAGCUGUCUAUAACCCCCACAGCUGGGACCGGGCCCAGACAGUGCCUGCCCCAGAGUCCACGUCCUGCUCUGUCUCAGGUACAGCUAGCCCUACCCCUCAGGGCCCAGUAACACUGCCCUCCACCCCUCCAAACUCACCCACCAAAUCCAAACCCGGCAGCCCUGUGCUGCCUCUGGACUUCAGCCCUUCUGACCCACCCUAUGAGAACUUCCUAGCCUCAAGACCGGCCAGUUCCAUUCUAAAGGAGAUGCGUGGGACAAAGGCUCACUCAGACUCACAGUGCCAGACUGAAGUAAGUGUCCAGAACCUUCGUCUGGUAGACAAGGUUAAGCGUUUCAGCCUUGGCCCCAGAGCAGUAACCCCAGGGCCUGUACUGGGGUUAAAUGGACCACCUUUCGGGGCCCAUCCUGGGGUUACCAGCCCUAUAGGAGGACUGCCACUGCCAGGGAUGCGAAGAAACCGAAGUUACCCAGUUAUGGUAGGGGCCAGCAUGGCAAUGAAGGGCCCAGGGCCUCCGACUGAAGAUUUACUUUUGGCCCCAAAACCUUCCAAACAAACUAGCCUCAAUGAGGAGUGAAUGUUGCCUUUUUCUUUUUCUCCCUUACUUUUUGUUGCAACCCCUCUCUCUGUAUAUACAAGAAUAAAGUACAUUUCUCCUAUGACAGAUCAACUGUGCCUGUAAAAGAGAUUUGUAUAGAUUAUUUUGUAUAGCAGCUGUGACUGUAAAACCAUUUCUCUUUUUUAUGUCACAUAUGGUACAGUUCAUCCACAGAGACCAUGGUGUGUUAAUUCUGUGCAGUUGUUCUCCUUUACUUCAGUGUUGUUUAAAGAAAUGGUCCACAGAAAAUGCAAAGGUACACUAUUUUCCCUUCACCCCAGAUAUUGUCAGUUAGCCAAGGCAUAUUUGGUGUCCAAAGUGUCUGAUGAUAUUAGUUUUGGACUAGAGGAUUAAUGUUAAUCAAGUUUAUAACAUAGACUCAUAAUAUAUUGACUUUGUGGCUCCAAUCCAAAUAUAAAAGGGCAAACUUUAGACACUAAGCAUGUCUUGGAUAAGUUGAGGAUUUCUUUUAUUUGGUAAACCAUUCCCUUAAUCCUUGUCUGGGGACCCCCUGCCUUCAGCCCUUCAGUUGUGUUGUGGCAGGAAAUAUUUGUAAGUCGGCAGGUCAGUGGAUCCCCAGGAGAAGUGUCCUAAUGUCUAAAAUGAGUUUUUAUACUUGUAGGCUGGAAGAAAAUGUAGCAUGUUAACUAAGAGGGAAUCUUGAGGCGUGUGUCCUGCUUAAGGCAUUGUAAGCACUUUGAUUUUGAGUAACUAUACCAUAAGACCAUAUCUUGUAUUAUGUUUAACUAAUCUGGUCUUCCUGAUCCCAGAGCACUGUGUGCUUAGAGCCUGGUUGUCUUUUUCAGCAUGGUUAACUCAAGCACUGUCAAAAACUUUCUUCUAAUGAACAGUGAAGAGCAGUGGAGCUGUGCUAAUGCCAAGUUAACUGAUUUAGACCUUAUUUAUGUUUUCACAUAAGUGUCAGUGGAAACUUUUAAAAGCAUAGUUUGAAUAGUUUACACUAAUAGUCCUACUUUUAUGUUCACAGCAUAUGCAAGUCCUCGAAUGCUUAUUAAGGUGUAAUAUAGUGCUUAUUACAAUGUAAUAAACAUUUAUAUGGCCCUUAAUAGAGGCUGUUAUUAAAAAAAUCUGUACUAACUAGCACAACAGAUGGCGCUCACUGUACUGUAAGUCCUCUAUCAGUCCAUAGUUAUGAGAAAUUGCUGGAAUUCACUGAUGAAAGAGGAGAAUAUGACUGAUGUGUGGAUGAUCAUAGUUAGUAGAACAUUACUGGCUGAUUGUUCUUUGUUGAUAGACCAAUGUUAUUUAUAAGCGUAUGCGUGUAUAUGUGUGUAAAAUAAAUGCAGUCUAAGAACUUAUACAUGCAAACUAGGUAUAAAAUACUUGAGUACGGCAUAAAAUUUGUUUCUGAAUAUACGUUUUCAAACAGUGUCCAGUUCUUCUGACACGAGUAGCAUCACAGCAGAAGCUUUGGAAGUGUCCGGCCUGAUUUACAGUGUAAUUGAAAAGGUAUAAAAUGUUUAUUUUUGGUGAGAGAUUGUUUUAAACUUUCUAAAGCUUUAAAUGCAUUUUGGUAAUUAUGAAUUGGAGUGACAGAAAUAUCGUGGUGCCUGAUGUUUACGAUUCAUUAUAUAGUCCCAUUUUGACUGACUUUGCUUGCCUCAGUAUACACUGGAUCUAACACAGCAGGCAAGGUUUUGAGUUGAUUCUAUCAAGAGGGUUUUUUAACCCAGCUGGAAUGCAGAUGUUGGUUAAACUAUUUGAAGGGUGUUUGAUCGUAGGUGGUCUUGGUCUGGAAAGCACAUGGAGCCAUAACUGUGUUCUGAAAGAUGCCUGUAUUUAUAUUCUUGUCUUUUAGUCACAGCAAAAGAGGGUUAUCUGGUGAAGAUGUGUGUGCACUUAAUCAUAACUUGAACGUUAUUAUUGAAUGUAUUGCAGAACCACUGAGGUGUCCUACAUGACUGUGUGCUCAUUUCAUUUAUGGCUUUUAUUUCCUCAGAUUACAAAAAGGGAAGUUUUGCCACUUGUACAUUGUAAAUUAUAAAUAUGUAACUUUUUAUACAAAAGGGCAUAAAUUAGUGAACAAAAACAUCCAAAUGAAGAGAAAAUGAAACUUGUGGCAAACAGUGGGUGAAAAACAAAGUGGAGUUAUAUGCCUUCAGGAACUUACUCGCAGACAUGUACAUCAAUAAAACACUUGAGCCAAA
Pygocentrus nattereri (red-bellied piranha) is the source of this 5261-nucleotide messenger RNA. It is a transcript of the gene trak1a, whose product is annotated as trafficking protein, kinesin binding 1a. Lineage: Eukaryota; Metazoa; Chordata; Actinopteri; Characiformes; Serrasalmidae. Gene Ontology annotation, molecular function: GABA receptor binding. The record is from RefSeq and is a predicted model, not a curated record. Gene Ontology annotation, cellular component: dendrite. Gene Ontology annotation, biological process: endosome to lysosome transport; anterograde axonal transport of mitochondrion; neurogenesis. The transcript has 16 exons. Bases 427 to 3072 code for a protein of 881 amino acids.